Protopolystoma xenopodis is the source of this 591-nucleotide messenger RNA. NCBI's taxonomy places the organism in Eukaryota, Metazoa, Platyhelminthes, Monogenea, Polystomatidea, Polystomatidae. The record is from the annotation of a GenBank genome assembly.
AUGACGACUGGGGCCUUUAUGAGUGGGACAUUUUCCGGGGCGAAAGUGGGCGAUAUUCUGUCUCAAAGAAGGCUUUCAUCUCUGCCGAACGCGCAUUCUGAUUCGGUUCGGAGAGCAUUUCAAAGCCCUCUUCCCAAUGAGUUGUGCCGCAAUCGCGCACGUCUGCAAACGUCGUCGCCAUCCAUUGGUCUGCCAGUUGAACACCCCUCGUCGGUCUCCCUUUCGGCCACUCGUCUGAUCGGGAUAAUUGAAAAAGUACACCCAGAGGACAUCUUCCAUGGCGGCAGUCGAAAGUCCGGCAUCAUUUUGCAGAGUCUACAAACGGGACCACCGAGUCGUGCUAACAACGAGACUCUGAACGGCCAUGACGACAGCCAAAGCUCCUCUACAACUUGUACUGAUGAGCUGCCUUUAGGCUGGCCAACUGCCAAGUAUCUAUGCACCCUUAGCCGAGAAUCCCCUGCUCCAUGUCAAAGGGUACCGGCAAUGUUGCCUAUUCCCUAUCGAGUGCAAACGGCCAUCCAAGUCUGCAAAUUUCCCUUCCCCAACCUGCAGAAGUGCACCUGCCAGGACGAAUUCCUGAACAAUUGA